Aspergillus alliaceus is the source of this 3873-nucleotide messenger RNA. Its product is annotated as GAF domain-containing sensor histidine kinase. Gene Ontology annotation, biological process: phosphorylation; signal transduction. The record is from RefSeq and is a predicted model, not a curated record. NCBI's taxonomy places the organism in Eukaryota, Fungi, Ascomycota, Eurotiomycetes, Eurotiales, Aspergillaceae. Bases 70 to 3324 code for a protein of 1084 amino acids. Gene Ontology annotation, molecular function: phosphorelay sensor kinase activity; protein binding. The transcript has 5 exons.
UUUCUCUCUCCUCUUUUUCUUCCCUCCACGAUAACAGUCCCCUAUAUCGUGGAAGAUAGAUAUGUGAGGAUGGCAGCUACCUUUCCGCGGUCUUCCCAUCCAGAGGCCGAACGGGAAAGGAUUAGAGAACUAUCCAGGUAUUACUGCACCCUUGAUCGCCUCCCUUCUCUUUCCCAGUUCGAAAACAGGCCAAAGACAACGACAGCAAACGAAGACGCGAACACUCAGUCACCUCGCUUGUCCUCCGACAUCACACUCACCGCUUUGAGCCAAUUGGCCGUGUUGCGUUUCGGGUGCAAUCGAGCCUUCAUCUCCAUCAUCGAUAAUGGGAACCAGCACAUUAUCGCCGAGGCUACCGGCUCCAUCUCUCUGCGGAACAAGGACCAUCACCUCCCAGACGAUGCCAUUUACCUGGGAGUCCGAUCGAUCGAUCUGGCGUGGGGGGUUUGUCCGCAGACCAUAUUUUUUUUCACCGGCCAGGACAUGUCCAAAGCGGUUGAGACGCCCAAUAUGAUCGCGAACAGCUCCCGGUUUGUCGUCCAUGAUUUCUCUCAGGAGGACCUUUUCAAAGACCGCCCGUAUGUUGUAGGUUGGCCGUACAUUCGCUUUUACGCCGAGGUGCCUCUGUAUAGCCCCUCCGGCGUCGUGCUGGGGUCACUUUGUGUCGUGGAUAGCAAACCACGAGGUCACUUUGCGGAAGAAGAUGUGAUGGCCUUGAAAGAAAUCGCGGAUGCAGUAGCCUUGCAUCUCGACAAGGUCCGCAUUUCGAUUGAUCAUUCCCGGGCCGAGAAACUCAUUAAAGGUCUCACCAAUUUCGUUAAGGAUCAUGGAGAGUUCGACCCGGCCGAGGUGCGUCGUCCGAUCAGUCGACAAUCGCCGCUGCCAGCUUAUUGUGAUCAGCCUCCACCGGGUUCCCUGACGACAGGUCCGAUUGGCGAACGCACCGCAGAAAGCCCGAAUAUAAACGGGUCAGAUUCAUCAGUAGUCGAGUUAUCAUCCUUGUUCUCUGGAAUAACAUGCACAGACGAAACGAAGACGUCGUCUUCUUUCUAUAACCCAUCGCAGCCGGCCGCAACAUCCCUAGCGGAGAGGGUUCUGAGUUCUCGGGAAGUUACCUGCGAACAGAACGAACUGCCUACAGUGUCUGUGAGACGUUGCACCGAGAGUUCGCGCCGGAUUACUCAGGUCUUCGCUCGGGCGAGCGUCUCCCUGCGGGACUCCCUCGACUUGGAUGAGGUGCUGUACCUCGAUGCUAGUCGAUGUAACUCCGGCGUGGUUUUGUCCGACGAUUAUUCUCGUAGCUGGGAACCGCUUCCUACAAUGGCCAACCCAGAAUUCCUUGCCGACCCGGUACCCAGCCCGUUUGAUUUACCAGGGGUCGGAUCCUUAUCCAAGUCCGGAGAGAAGCCCUGUGAGGUGCUGGGUCGGGCGUCGAACACGCCGUCACAUGCGGGUUCCGCCACCGUCACGAUCACGGAAAAGUUGCUAAGUCAGUUAAUCGUUUCUUUUCCACAGGGGCAGUUUUUCAAUCUCCAUGAAUUCAUUGAAGAAGACCAACGCGACUCCGAUGGGCUGUUGACGCAGGACAACAGUCGGGAUGCAAGUUCGAACAUCCUGCGUGACAUCUUGGGACAGCUUCGUGAACGCCUCCCUGAUGCCUAUAGUGUUCUCUGGUCGCCUUUAUGGAGUUGGAGGGAAUCGCGAUGGGUCGCCGGCACUUUGGUCUGGUCUCGUGCUAGCGACCGUGCCUUAGGAGAGUACGACUUACCGUAUUUGAGGGUGUUGGGCGACUCGAUCAUUUCGGAGCUCGCGCGCAUUGAUUGGUCCACCACUCAGCAGUCAAAAUCCGACUUCAUCUCAUCAGUCAGUCAUGAACUCCGGUCGCCGCUGCAUGGUAUCUUGGCCAGCGCGGAGGUACUCGAAGGGACCCCUCUCCAACCGACCCAGCUGCAUUGGAUGAACACGCUCAAGGCCUGUGGCUUAGCCUUGUUUGAUACAUUGAACCAUCUACUAGACUUUACCAAGAUCAACAAUUUGACUACUCAGGAUACAUCAUGUGAGGAUCAGACAGAAGCCGUCGACGGUAGACUCAUCACGACCUUUGACUUAGCCAAUCUUAUUGAGGAGGUGGCAAGGGUACAAUACAUUGGCCAACAAGUACCGAAAGCAGCCUUACCGUUCGUGGAUCCCUUGCUGACUCCGAAGAAUGACAACUUCCCUAGUGAACUGACUGUCGUGGUUCGCAUUGAGGAACAGAAUGCAUGGAGGGUUGAGUCCUUGCCGGGGGUGUGGAAACGGGUUGUCAUGAACCUUCUUGGAAAUUCACUGAAGUUUACUAGUUCUGGCUUCGUGGAGAUCUGUCUUUCCAAGGUUAUGAGACAGUCUGACCCCGAAAAGGUUUUCGCUCAUCUUUCUGUCACGGACACAGGCAAAGGGAUCGAUCCAAUGUUUCUCAAAAACAAGCUCUUCUCCCCAUUCGCGCAGGAGGAUUCCUUGUCGGAAGGUCUGGGGCUAGGUUUCAGCAUCGUGCGUCAAUUGGUUACCUCAAUGGACGGACAUAUCAAUGUGAGGAGUGAGGUUGGGGUUGGCACGCAGGUUGAUAUUUACAUUCCAGUCCGUUUGUUGGCUAAUGAUAAUCCCUCAUCAAUUGUCAUCCCGAGCAUCCCAAUGAAGGCCUGUCUGGUCGGAUUUGAAGGCUACCCUGACAUCAGAGAAAGUCCCACAGGAAUCUUGCCAGUUGAAGCAAAACGGAAACUAGCCAUUCGAAGUUCAUUGGCACCGGUGUUGAUGGCACAACAUGGGUGGAAUGUCUCCACCGCCGAGUCUCUCGCGCACAGUUGCGGUGACGUUGCAAUUGUCGAAGAGUCAGAAUUCACUAAGGUGGCCACCGACGGUCAGUUACCGCUAGAGCUUCGCACGAAAACUGGAAUAAAUUGCUUCAUCCUUCUGAGUAGCUCCAAGCCUCUCUUACAAGACCUGCCGCCGAAUGUUAUCCGUGUUUCCCAGCCGUUUGGACCAGCCAACAUCCACGACGCGAUCCGAAGGAUACAAGAACUUCAUCUGAAGUUAUUGAAAGAUCACGACUUUCAUCUGGCUCCGGAAACGAACCCAGUUCCACCAAAACAGCCUGCCUUAGAGCUCGUUUUGCCAGCAAGUCCCGAAAAUCCUGCGGAUGUGGGAGUGACCCUACCUCCUAGCGCUCCUACGCAGCCACCCCAGCACACGAACAAAAUACAUUGUCUGCUCGUUGAUGACAACGAGAUAAACCUAAAGGCAAGUAACCAUCCGUCUUGCAUCACCCCUCCAUGUUUGGCAUACCUCUAGCGAUCAAUACCCCCUAGGCUAACGGCCAUCUGACCAGAUUUUGUCUACCUUUAUCCGCAAAUUAGGCUGUAGCUACGAUACAGCUCCGGACGGUCUGAUUGCCUUGAAUAAAUAUAAAGACUCCCGCCGACGAUAUGAUAUCGUCCUUAUGGAUAUAUCAAUGCCUGUAAUGGAUGGUCUUCAAUCGACAAGUCAAAUCAGACGAUUCGAAAAGGAAAUGAAUCUUCCCCCAUCGCGUAUCAUGGCCAUCACCGGUUUAGGCUCAGCGGAGACACUGGAACAGGCGCACGCCGCUGGGGUGGAUGACUACAUGGUUAAACCUAUCUCUCUAAAAGCCUUGAAGAAAGUGAUGAAGCUUGCGUGAUGUGGUCUGUUUCUAUCUUGACGAAUCAUGUACAUGAUGCUGGGCAUCGGUUCUCAUGCGAUGGAAUAUCAUAACGUGUUCUAUGUGCAUAUCAUCUUAGAUAAUCAUGUUAAUAGCUAUAUGUACACCGGAUUUUCUAGACAGCUCGAAGGCUUUCCCUUUCCGUUUUAUUGCUCAUCCCUCGC